AUGCCUAACAUAGUAGGGAGUUUCAUAUGGCGAAUUGUACGCCAUGUCGCAAUAAUUUUACCCGCGGGGACGCUCCUUGGUACUGGCGUUGCCUUGGGGUUACCUCCGCACCCUCACUUGGAUGCUGCAAUCUUCUUGUUGCUAGCCGUGUCUGCCAUGGUUUCUUUUCUCUUGCACGCACCGGCCUUUCAACAAGCCCGUCUCGGCACUGUCGCUGGUCUCGUUGCACUUAGUUGCAUCAUUUCUCAGUCACACUGCUUCACGCAGUCCCCAAAGUCGAGGCACGAGAUCAUGGCCGGGCUUCGAGAUUAUAUUCUGAAGAUGGCCAUAAUCACAUCCGUGAUAGCCAUGAGAUUGACGGCGAUGCCCAGAAACAGACAAGAAACUGCGGGGAUAAUUGAGGAGGGAGAGCACAUCUCGCCCAUGUGUAUUGAACGAUGCAAAUCUCUGCGCAAUCUAAGCACAAAACUGUCCUGGGACUUGGCUUCCACCGCAAGCCAUACAGGUCUACUCUCCAACAUAGGCUCAUUGGAUUUCAAGUGUAUGUCUGGACCCAAAUCCCAUGAUUCGGACUGUUCAUCUUGUCAAGACUCGGACAUUACACUGUCAUCUGAUAUGCAGGGCGAGCCAACCAGGAACAUGGAUAUCAUUGAAUGGACCACUGCCACAAGCCCUGCCAUAGGCUCUGUCACACUCGAAACCAAAGGAGACUCCUUCUCAACGCAGACAGUGCUGCAAAAGGAUACAGCGUAA
Messenger RNA from Fusarium oxysporum Fo47, 753 nucleotides. RefSeq lists its product as uncharacterized. The transcript has 3 exons. Lineage: Eukaryota; Fungi; Ascomycota; Sordariomycetes; Hypocreales; Nectriaceae. Bases 1 to 753 code for a protein of 250 amino acids. The record is from RefSeq and is a predicted model, not a curated record.